Molecule: messenger RNA, 624 nt
Organism: Dermacentor andersoni
Lineage: Eukaryota; Metazoa; Arthropoda; Arachnida; Ixodida; Ixodidae
Source: RefSeq, a predicted model, not a curated record
CUGAAUGACAUCGGAAAAGAUGCAGGAGUGGCUGUCAAGAAUCUGGGGCCCAAACGUUGAUGACGUGCGGCAUUUACUGGUACUGGACCAGGCGCCCAUCCAUAAAACGCAAGCUGCCAAGAAUGCUUUCGAGGAGCGCGAUACCAACGUGCUCUAUGUGCCUGCGGGGUGCAUUAGCAUCCUGCAGCCGGCAGACAUCUACUGGAACAAGCCUUUCAAGUCCACCCUACGGCGUUUGUGGGAAGAAUAUAUGCGCGAAGAAGAGAGGAUGCCCAAAGGAAACCUGAAGAAGCCGUCGCGCCAGCAUGCUCUCGAUUUUGUUGCCGAGGCGUGGGCUGCUGUACCCGAGGGGACUGUGGCACGCUCCUUCGAUAGAUGCGGCAUUACUAACGCACUUGAUGGCUCGGAGGACGGCGACCUGCAUGGCGGACUGGCAGAUGUUGGAGUCGUGGCGCCAAAACACUGGCGUGGGCUUCAAGUGGAAUGCUGUGAACUUUUUCUUGCGACUGACUCGGAGGAGUCUUUCGGUGGUUUUGAAAGUGAUUGACAUAGCAAUCAUGAAUCUUUCGCUCAAUAAAGUUCAUGUUCCUAGAAGUAAACAAAAUUUUAAAUCCAUGUGCACUG